Molecule: messenger RNA, 2562 nt
Organism: Penicillium riverlandense
Lineage: Eukaryota; Fungi; Ascomycota; Eurotiomycetes; Eurotiales; Aspergillaceae
Product: H(+)-transporting V0 sector ATPase subunit a
Exons: 4
Coding region: 1-2562 (853 amino acids)
Biological process (GO): proton transmembrane transport; vacuolar acidification
Cellular component (GO): fungal-type vacuole membrane; vacuolar proton-transporting V-type ATPase complex; vacuolar proton-transporting V-type ATPase, V0 domain
Molecular function (GO): proton-transporting ATPase activity, rotational mechanism; ATPase binding
Source: RefSeq, a predicted model, not a curated record
AUGGCGAAGCGUGAUACCUUCUUCCGCUCGGCGGACAUGAGCUUGACCCAGCUCUAUAUUGCCAACGAGAUCGGAAGAGAGGUCGUCAGCGCCCUGGGUGAAGUUGGCCAAGUCCAGUUCAGAGAUCUUAACCCGGACACCAACGCUUUCCAGAGAACUUUCACCAAGGAGAUUCGUCGAUUGGACAAUGUCGAGAGGCAGCUGCGCUAUUUCCACACUCAGAUGGACAAGGCUGCCAUUCCCAUGAGAUCUUCCACGGAAUUUUCGGAUACCCUGGCGGCUCCCCUGGCCUCGGAAAUUGACGAGUUGGCCGAACGCAGCGAGAGCCUGGAACAGCGAGUCGCGUCCCUCAAUGACAGCUACGAGACGUUGAAGAAGCGGGAAGUCGAGCUUACGGAGUGGCGCUGGGUGCUGAGAGAGGCCGGUGGUUUCUUUGAUCGGGCACAUACCCACACCGAGGACAUCCGCCAGUCCUUUGACAACGAUGAAGCUCCUUUACUGCGGGAUGUUGAAGGCGGCCGCGGUGCCAACGGCGAUACCCAGGGUCAGCAGAGUUUCUCCGAGAUGAACAUUGGCUUUGUUGCUGGCGUCAUUCCUCGCGACCGAAUUGGUGCCUUUGAACGCAUCCUCUGGCGCACUCUGCGCGGCAACCUCUACAUGAACCAGUCGGAGAUCCCGGAGCCUAUUAUCGACCCGACGACCAACGAGGAAAUCCACAAGAGCGUUUUCGUCAUCUUUGCCCAUGGCAAGAACAUCCUUGCUAAGAUCCGCAAGAUCUCCGAGUCCCUCGGCGCUUCCCUGUACGGUGUCGACGAGAACAGCGAACUCCGACGCGAUCAGAUUCACGAAGUGAAUACCCGCUUGGGCGACGUGGGCAAUGUGCUGCGGAACACCAAAAACACUCUUGAUGCAGAACUCGUCCAGAUCGCGCGUUCCCUCGCGGCUUGGAUGAUUGUCGUCAAGAAAGAGAAGGCCGUUUACGACACGUUGAACAAAUUCUCCUACGACCAGGCUCGAAAGACGCUGAUCGCCGAGGCAUGGUGCCCCACAAAUUCGCUAGCUUUGAUCAAGUCUACCCUCCAGGAUGUCAACGACCGGGCGGGCCUUACUGUCCCGACCAUUGUCAAUCAGAUCCGAACGAACAAGACACCUCCCACCUUCGUCAGAACGAACAAGUUCACCGAAGCAUUUCAGACCAUUGUCAACGCCUACGGCAUCCCGAAAUACUCUGAAGCCAACCCCGGCUUGUACACUGUCGUCACCUUCCCUUUCCUGUUUGCCAUCAUGUUCGGUGAUUUCGGUCACGGGUUUUUGAUGACAUUGACUGCCGUCGCACUGAUUUUCUGGGAGAAGAAGUUGGCGCGGACCAAGCUUGACGAGAUAUCGUACAUGGCAUUCUAUGGGCGGUACAUCAUGUUGAUGAUGGGCCUGUUCGCGAUGUAUACCGGCUUCAUCUACAACGAUAUCUUCUCCAAACCUUUCACCUUCUUCCCCAGUCAGUGGCAAUGGCCCCAGGACUUCAAGGAAGGUGAACUGGUUGAGGCAAAGCUGAAAGGUGGUUACCGUUUCCCGAUCGGUCUGGACUGGAAUUGGCAUGAGGCCGAGAAUGGCCUGCUGUUUUCGAACAGUAUGAAGAUGAAGAUGAGUAUUGUGCUUGGCUGGUCUCACAUGACAUAUGCUCUUUGCUAUCAAUACAUCAAUGCCCGGCAUUUCAAGUCCAAGGUUGAUAUUAUCGGCAACUUUAUCCCCGGCAUGCUCUUCUUCCAGUCUAUCUUCGGCUACCUCGUCAUGACCAUCCUCUACAAAUGGUUCGUGAACUGGCCGGAGAAAGGCGUGAAUCCGCCCGGUCUGCUCAACAUGCUUAUCUUCAUGUUUUUGAGCCCUGGCACGGUCGACGAAGAACUCUACUCCGGCCAGGCCGUUGUUCAAACUCUCUUACUACUCGUCGCCGUUAUCCAGGUCCCAAUGAUGCUCUUCUACAAGCCAUUCUAUCUCCGCUGGGAGCACAACCGUGCUCGUGCCCUAGGGUACCGGGGACUUGGAGAACAAUCCCGGGUCAGCGCACUGGAAGAUGAGGGCGAAAUGGACGGCGGUUUCCGUGACAGCAUGGCCAGCGACGGAGAAGGCGUGGCGAUGCUUGCCCAAGACAUUAACGAAGGCGAAGAACAUGAGGAGUUCGAUUUUGCCGACGUCAUGAUUCACCAGGUCAUCCACACCAUUGAAUUCUGUCUCAACUGCAUUUCCCACACUGCCUCCUACCUCCGUCUCUGGGCCUUGUCUCUCGCGCACCAGCAGCUCUCUAUUGUGCUCUGGACCAUGACUCUCGGCGGCGCCUUCGAACAGGAAAACCCCACCAUGCGAGUCAUCAUGAUCAUCAUCACUUUCUACAUGUGGUUCGUGCUCUCAGUGAUUGUUCUCAUAGUCAUGGAGGGUGUGAGUGCAAUGCUCCACUCUCUUCGUCUGCACUGGGUCGAGGCCAUGUCGAAACAUUUCAUGGGCGAAGGUAUUCCCUUCAUGCCGUUCAGUUUCAAGACGCUAUUGGAGGAAGACCCUGUCGAUUAG